AUGGUGUCUCCGGCAAUUAGGGUAGCUCCCUCAGCAGCUAAUCGUGCUCUCAAUCUACUGCGAACCGUACAAUACACACACCCGCCUAACUGUCCGUGCCAUGGUAACCCCAACCACCACCAUCACCACAAGCAGACGCCAUCACUGCUCAAUCAGGUGAAACGGCACUUGGCCACACCUGUGGAUCGCUCGCGCGAGAAAGAAUAUGCCUUCGAGAUGGCUGCGUCCAGCAUCCGCUUCGGUCCGGGGGCCACCAAAGAAGUCGGAAUGGACUUCACCAAUAUAGGUGCCAAGCGGGUUUGCAUCGUGACCGAUUCGAAUGUCGCCAAGCUCGAUGCGAUGAAGCAGGCUGUGGAGGGCCUGACCCGUGAGGGAAUCCAAUUCACAAUUUUCGAUAAAGUUCGCACAGAGCCGAAGGAUAGCUCUAUCAAGGAAGCUAUCGAGUUCUGCAAGCCUUACAAGCCUGAUGCGUUUUUGGCCGUCGGCGGCGGCUCCGUCAUUGACACCGCCAAAUUGAUGAACCUAUACACUGCCUACCCCGAAGCCGACUUCCUCGACUUCGUCAACGCCCCACUAGGCAAAGGCCGACCAGUCGACAAGCCUCUCCUCCCCCUCGUAGCAGUCCCAACAACAGCCGGCACCGGCUCCGAAACCACCGGCACAGCAAUCUUCGACCUAGUCUCCAAAAAGGCCAAAACAGGAAUCGCCCACCGCAACCUCAAGCCCACCCUUGGAAUCUGCGACCCCCUCAACACUCGCACCAUGCCAUCCGCAGUCCACGCAGCCUCAGGCCUAGACGUCCUCUGCCACUCCCUCGAAUCUUGGACCGCAAUCCCUUAUAACGAACGCACACCUCGCCCCACAAACCCAAUCAACCGCCCAGCCUACCAGGGCGCAAACCCUAUCUCCGAUAUCUUCUCUCUAGCAGCCCUCCGCAGCACUGUGAAGUAUCUCCCUCGCGCAGUGCGCGAUCCAGACGACCACGAAGCCCAGUCUGAGAUGCUCCUUGCUGCAACGCUGGCUGGUGUUGGUUUUGGUAAUGCCGGUGUUCAUCUGUGUCACGGUAUGAGUUAUCCGAUUUCUAGCCAGAACCCUGGAUACAAGCACCAUGGCUAUGAAGUUGAUCACCCGAUUAUUCCGCACGGAGUCUCUGUUGCCGUGACUGCGCCGGCGGUAUUCCGGUUCACGGCGGCUUCGAACCCGGACCGCCAUCUUGCGGCUGCGGAGGCGUUCGGUGUGGAUAUUUCAAAUGUGAAGCGCGAGAGCGCGGGUGAGGUUCUUGGGGCUGCGAUUGCGGAGUUCCUUGUGAAGCUUGGUGGUCAGCCUAGGGGAUUGAAGGAUUUGGGUUUCAAGGGUUCAGAUGUUGAUGGGUUGGUUGAAGGAACUAUUCCCCAGCAGCGUGUACUUAUGCUAGCGCCGAACCUGAGCACGGAAUUGCAGGCUGAGAGGGGAGAGUUGAGGAAAUUGCUUGAGCAGUCGUUGGAUUAUUAG
Messenger RNA from Penicillium olsonii, 1491 nucleotides. The record is from the annotation of a GenBank genome assembly. Lineage: Eukaryota; Fungi; Ascomycota; Eurotiomycetes; Eurotiales; Aspergillaceae.